AUGGUCCCCGCGCCGCGGCCGCGCCAGCCCCCGCGCCGCCGUCCCCGCCGCCGCGGAUCUAGCUGCAGCUCCAGCCCCGGCCCCGGCUCCGCAGCGCCAGCCCGCAGCCCCGGCGGCCGCCGCCCGCACAGGCUGACAGGCAGAAGGACUGACUUCCCUCUCCCGGGCAUCCUCCCUGGGCUGCCGGGAGGCGGCGGCGGCGGAGGAGGAGGAGGAGGAGGAAGAGGAGGAGGAGAAGGAAAAGGGGGAGACGGCGGAGAGCAGGAACGCAAGGAGGUGGACCUGGAUCCGUUUCUCCCGGCCAGGACCCGAGCGGCCCCAGCUACCGCUACCCGCCGGCGCCGUCCCCUAUCCAUCAGCCCUCCUGCGCCCACCCGCGACCCCCGGCUCUCUGCGCGUCGGGCCGGGGCCGGAGCGGCGCGGCCGGAGACUGUCUGGCCUCCUGGUGAUGCUCACGCUGUGCUAAGUGUCGGUGGCCAUCAAGGUUUUUGCAUCCUGGGGACGAAUCCUGACCUUGCCAGAGACGGACAUCGAAAGGUCCGGCCUCUGUUCCCCUGUGAGGAGCAGCCACGGCCCAGCAAGAUGUCCCGGCACCACAGCCGCUUCGAACGAGAUUACCGCGUGGGCUGGGACCGCCGAGAGUGGAGCGCCAACGGUACGCAUGGGACCACCAGCAUCUGCAGCGCCACCGCGGGGGCCGGUGGCGGCUCAGCCAGUAGCCUCAGCGCCCGGCCCGGCCUCUUGCCGCUGCCCGUGGUGCCGUCACGGCUGCCCACGCCCGCCACCGCCCCGGCUCCCUGCACUACCGGCAGCGGUGAGGCCAUCACCAGCCUCGUGGCCAGCUCUGCCUCCGCCGUCACCACCAAGGCUCCCGGCAUCUCCAAAGCGGAUAGUCAGUCCCAGGGACUCACGACCAGCAUCCGGUGGGGGCAGACGCCCAUCAAUCAGUCCACGCCCUGGGACACUGAUGAGCCGCCCUCCAAACAGAUGAGGGAGAGCGACAAUCCAGGCACAGGGCCAUGGGUGACCACGGUGGCCGCCGGGAACCAGCCUGCCCUGAUCGCACACUCCUAUGGAGUGGCCCAGCCUCCUACCUUCAGCCCGGCUGUGAACGUCCAGGCCCCAGUCAUUGGGGUGACCCCCUCACUGCCUCCCCACGUGGGGCCCCAGCUCCCGCUGAUGCCAGGCCACUACUCGCUCCCACAGCCACCCUCUCAGCCACUGAGUAGCGUGGUGGUCAACAUGCCGGCCCAGGCCCUGUAUGCCAGCCCACAGCCCCUGGCCAUGUCCACACUGCCUGGCGUGGGGCAGGUGGCCCGUCCGGGACCCACUGCCGUGGGCAACGGCCACAUGGCAGGGCCCCUGCUGCCUCCACCAGCACCAGCCCAGCCGUCUGCCACCCUCCCCAGCGGUGCCCCUGCCACCAAUGGGCCCCCCACGACUGACUCGGCCCAUGGGCUACAGAUGCUGCGGACAAUUGGCGUGGGGAAGUAUGAGUUCACCGACCCUGGGCACCCCAAAGGUAAGUCCCGCUGCUCACAUGCUCCCGUGUGCCCACACCUGUGCCUCCCUGAGUGGUCACCACGACACAGCGCAGACAGGAGUGUGUUCCUGGCAUCCUGAGCUCUCCAGCAGCUCCCUCACUGGCCUCACCCAACCCAGAAGCAGUAGUGGGGCCUCCCCUUGCCCAAGACAGUCCGGUCUCAGACAGAGGAGGCAGAGGGGAAAGUGGAGGAGGGAAGGACAAGCUAGGCGAGGACAUGUGGGCGGGCAAGGAGAGGGAGGGAGGGGAGAGCCUGCCAAGUCCAGGGUCCUUCUGCCUCUAGCCCAAGCCUUAGGCCAUUCUCACCUUUCACCCCAAAGCCAGGCCAAGUGUGGAAUGAGCAGGAAUCAUAUGUUCCUCUUAGGGUUCCAUGGAACAGUCUUUUGUGGGGCCUUUUCCAUUUUCCACCCAUGAGAACAGUCAGGAUGUGAACUGUGUCCUUCCCUAGAAAGGUGCCCUGUGCUGUGCCAUUGGAUGAGAGCAGCUCCCCAGAUGUUAGGUGAAAGGAAUGUCUCCCCAAGAGACACUCACAGACCAUCCUGAGCCACUUGGAUUAUUUUGUUUCAAGGACUCAAGGGUGGCUCUGUGAGGGUCCGGGAAAGAGCACCUCCUGUUUUCAAGGCAGAUCCUUGAGAACAGAGACUGCAGAUGAGCCCCCAGCCAUAGGGUUACGACAAAGAGCAUCGCUCCUGACGUCUGACCGAGGGAUCUAUCUAUCCAGCCGGAAUGCGGAAGGGGGCAGGAGGACCGGGGGCCACAGAUGUUAGGCUGGUGGGGUGCAUCUGCCCCAGACUUGCUCGCUAUCCCUUAGAGCUCCAGACAGCCAGGCCCCUCUCUUGCUGAGUGGGGAGGGGAGGCAGCCAGGCCUGGACCCAGUUGCAGGCAAGAGGGCAUAUGGUGGGCAGUCUCCCUGCUGGGGCACACAGGCCUCUUAGAAAGGGGACAGUAGAUGGUUCUAGGAAGUGUGGACCUUUGGGCACAACCUCUCAUUCUCCUUGCUAACAGCUCCUGGAGGUAGCCUGGCAGGGGUCCCUGCCUCUUCGCAGAGAACGACUCCCACUAGCCCUUCUUUCCUGCCUGCUCUCAUGCAUCUCUCUCUUUAUCCUUUUGAGCAAUUUUCAGACCUCGUCAAGCAUCCCAACAACAAAGCCGUGUCUAGAUCUCCAUUGGGUUUAAUUCCCAAUCUGAUUGCGCCCCAACUGCCUUUGUUUUGGAAAUCAGCACUAGUUUUAAAUGACAAAAUUAUAGAAAAUUACAUCUAAAUUCUGGUAAACCCUUGCUUUGUUUAAGAUCUUUAAAAAAAAAAUUGACUAAAUUGAUUUUUUGUUUGAAUUGUUUUGGUUAAGCUCUCUCUCCCUUUAAAAAGAAAAAAAAAAACUUACUCCCAGUUUGUAUGCUUCCAGCUCUAAUACAUUGAGAACUUGGGUAUCCUGGCUGCUCCUGCCAAAGCCUGAGGCACUGGGUGGGCUUCCCUCCCCCAACCACGGGGGCAUGGCCGCCACCCCCAGAGGCCUCCUAGGGCUGAUGAAAGGUCUUGGCAAUUUGCCAAGUUUCAGACAUACAUCCAGGAAAAGGACUUAUUCUGGGCUGAAAGGUAACUGGCCCCGUUGGGUCUGAAGUCCACGGUUUGGGGCUCAGCACAGAACUGAGAUCCGCCUCCCCAAAGUUGCCAGGCACAGGUGCAUCCAUCAUCAGGCACCUGAACCCAUAAGAUCAGGAAGUUACAGGUGGUAGAGACAGGCCCCCGCUGGCCCCUGUGCACACUGAGCCAGCUGGCCAUUUGCAGAACCACACCUGUAACAUCUUUUUGGGGCCAGAGGGCAUGAAGCAUCCUCUGUGGUGAACCCAAGCCCACAGACAGGAAGGAAGAAGAGAGACGGCCCCCAAUGGGGUUCGCUCUGCCAGCCCCUCUAGGGCGGAUUCAGUGCUAGGUGAGAGCCAGGCGUGGGGUAAUCCUAGAAGGUGUCCACAGCCCUGCCUUCCGGUAGACCAGUGAGACCCGCCUCGCCCACCCUGGCUCCAGCCGACAACAACCGGUGACCCAUCUGUCACGCUGAUUUCCAUAGUUCACCAGUGAGAUGGUGGUUUCCCCAGAAAUUACAUUCAACUCACUUCUCUAUUUAUGGCCCUCAUCAGCUGACUUAUCCCCUUAUAUCUGUGGCGAAGAAAGACAAUGAAGCAUGAACGUACAAAUGUCUCCAAACUCAAGCCUGGGUGGGUUGUUGGGUUUUUUUUUGUUUGUUUUUUUUAAGUAAUUUCUCUUUUCAUUUCUAAUCUUAAAAGCCUUUAUUGCUACAGCUACAAUUUGUCUGUCAGAUCUAAUGUCAAACUGCAUAUUUUUUAAAAUAAGAAACCAGAAUUUUGAAACCAAAUCUUUGAAACUUGCCAUGUGAGAAUCAUAUUCCUGACAAGACCAUGUGGGUUUGGAUUUGGGUCACUUUUAAUUUUGCCCCUAGGGAUUUUACAUCUCCAAAACUCAAUUGAUUUCACACUCCUAAAUGACAGACAGCUGGCUCCAAGUGGGAACCAGGAGGCACUGCAUGAUGACAUCAACACUAGUCAGAGCUCCACUUAAGAAAAAAAAAAAAAGAACUUUCCUUUUCUCCUGUUCUCUGUUUGAAAGCUUGCCCGGCAUUAUAAUAAGAUUCACCAUGGAGCUCCUUGAGAUCUAGCUCAUUAAAGUCCCGCGAUUUUUCCUCUAUUGUUUGACAUGACAACCUGGCCUCUCACGGGGUUGAGUAAUUAUGGAGAGAUCCCCUCCAUGAGGAACAGGUCUCGCCAGCCAGAGGGAUGGGCCACCGGUAUUUUUAGACUUCAUUAGUGCCCUGAUUUAAAAUUUCACAUUUUGUUUCUUAUAAUUAUCUUCCAAUCGACUGAGCUGAAAUUUCUGUUGGGGCUAUGUUAGUCUGCCUUCCCAAAAAGGGAGUUGGGACUUUAAUUUAAAACUUAACCAAUUGAAAAAUAAAGGUGGUGCAGAAAUGCUUUUUGAUUUGCAAUAGGUCAAGCGAUUGUCUCUCAUCUGUGACUAGAGAAGCCAGCUUGCAUGCAGUUCGCGUUAAUGAGUGUUAUUUAAAUGCAUUGAGCACAUAUAGAUUUUCUUAGGAAACUUAUAAGAUAAAUCUUUCUUUCUCUAAGAACAAUUUGGGGGUGGGAACAAUCCAUAGGAUUUCAUUCUUUAAAAAAAAAAAAGAUUAUGUAUUGAAAACUAAUUAAAAUAGAUUUCAUGUGUGCAAAGUGAUAAGGGAGGAAAAAAGAAUUAGUUCCAUUUGAAUUCUGUUAUAAAAUACCUGAGGCCUUGUCUGGUUGGAUUGGAAACCAUGAACCAAUCCAAAGGCAGAGCUGGUGGCCGACGCCAGGCCUUGUGAGAUGAGCGAAGUCUGAUGUCACUGCACGUGAGCCCAGCUGUGUCAGAGCAUAGGUGCAAUCUAUUGGUGUCAUUUUUUUCCAUCCCCUAUCUUUUUCCACAAAGGGUUCUUGGUGGCUAACAGGGUAGCCAGAGACCUUUUAAAGCCCCAGACUAGCGGUGAGCUGAGCUGCAGAAAGGUGAUUAUAUUUCUUACCUGCAUGUCCAAGGAGAGAGAAGCAAGGUUGCACCUGUUCUUACCUG
Panthera uncia (snow leopard) is the source of this 5150-nucleotide messenger RNA. Its product is annotated as kelch-like protein 29. The transcript is spliced from 6 exons. Bases 1 to 1623 code for a protein of 540 amino acids. NCBI's taxonomy places the organism in Eukaryota, Metazoa, Chordata, Mammalia, Carnivora, Felidae. The record is from RefSeq and is a predicted model, not a curated record.